Mizuhopecten yessoensis (Yesso scallop) is the source of this 1563-nucleotide messenger RNA. RefSeq lists its product as uncharacterized. Lineage: Eukaryota; Metazoa; Mollusca; Bivalvia; Pectinida; Pectinidae. The record is from RefSeq and is a predicted model, not a curated record. The transcript has 4 exons. Bases 72 to 536 code for a protein of 154 amino acids.
UCCCUAUACUAAAUGCGCCAGUGUCGCACCAGAAGCUGUUCGAUACAAACGACUUAAAUACGGUCAAAAAGAUGAAACUUGUAUUCUUAAUUUGUGCUUUCGCCAGUCACGCCUGGACAGGAUCCUUGAGAGUAACAGAAAACCGUUUCACUUGGAGGUGUGGCAUAGACAUUUGUACAAAAGGGGUUCAUUAUUGUGAUGAUAUCUCCGAGCCCGCAGUCUGUGAGAGGUGUAACGAAGAUGUUUGUAACAGACAGGUCCCACCAAGCCAGUGUUUACAGACAUGUCAUCCAAUAGAAAUAGUAUCACCAACUAGAUCUAGAUCUACUCCCGCUGAACAGCCAACACCAGGUUCAUGGGCGAUUCCAGUUUCGGUCACUCUCGGUGUACUAAUCCUUGUGCUGUCAAUUUCACUCACUAUCGUCACUGUGCUUUGUUGUCGUCAACGAAAAAACCCACCCACAGCUGCGGUGCAACCUUCAACGCCACCCGAGAACGAUACAUCUCGGCGUGUUUAUAAUGAUACCUCCUUGUAGAACUUCAUGAACUGCGAUCUUGCAUGACGCAUUUUGUUUACAAAUUCAAAAGCACGCAAAAUAUAAAGCUUAUGUCCGUGUAGUUAAUUAGUAUAUGAGUACACAUAUGUGUAUUCAUCAAUUAUGGACUUUUGUCGAGGUCACUGCGUUGUUAUAUGAACCUGAUAGAGUGAUAUCAACCGAGGACGAAGCCCGAGAUCGAUAUUACUCAGGUUCAUGUAAAGACGUAUCGAUCAAGACAAAAGUCCUUAUUUUUUUAUGUUACAUAUCAUGUCUCCAAUAAUGAUAAUCAAGGGGUGGUUUCUGACGAAAUAUCCGGAUUUAAAGUUAGAAACAUGGUUAUUCAGGAAGAUUCAGUGGAAAACGAAAGACAUGCAUGAAAUAUAGUUAAUCCGGUUAAAUCGCGAACACUUUUGGCACCAUGCUUUAAGUUGUCAGUUUUCUAUAGUUUCUCUGUUUUUAUUCGUCUUAGUACCUAAGGAGUUAUUUCGUCGUUUACCAAAGACAAAACCCAUAAAAUAAUUCCCAAUUUCUAUUUUUAUUUUUUCAUUUCCAUUUCAAAAUUAGUAGACGUUGGAGACAGGCUUGGACGAAAGCACAAUUUAGUUGUUUUUAUUGCUUUGCCGAAGCAACAGAUAACUGAGUCAUUUUUUCGCAAUAUCGCAGUAGAAUACGAGAAAGGCUAAGAUCUGAAUUGGAAGCCAUAACAUCUUCUGUUUGUAACUCUCUUUUGAUUUAUUUUAAGAUAAAACCAUGAUGAAACGAAACCGAAACAAAACUGAACGAGAUGAAAUACAUCAUCUGCUCAUUUCGCGUCGGUUCGUUUUGUUCUGUUUCGUAAACACAUUUGUCUUUCUGAAUUUUAAUUUCUUUACUCUUUGUUCUUUGUUUUAAUUGUUUUUUUUAUACAACUUAUUAUAUUACUCUCUAAUUUUUCCAAUAUUUGUGAUAAGAUGUAAAUAUUGCCGGGAUGACACUGCGUUCAUCAUGUUGAUAUGCAUUUGCCCAUGCAUCUAGUCAUUAUUUU